Molecule: messenger RNA, 1713 nt
Organism: Coffea eugenioides
Lineage: Eukaryota; Viridiplantae; Streptophyta; Magnoliopsida; Gentianales; Rubiaceae
Product: RNA pseudouridine synthase 5
Exons: 14
Coding region: 244-1395 (383 amino acids)
Biological process (GO): pseudouridine synthesis
Molecular function (GO): pseudouridine synthase activity; RNA binding
Source: RefSeq, a predicted model, not a curated record
UGUCAAACAAACAAGAUAAUUUACUUAGACAGACGUACAAACAAUUACGUUGAUCUUCAGGAACAAAAAAUAUGGAUGAAUCAGGUAGCUUUACUUUGUGGAAGAUCAUUAGGUAUGAAUAUGUUAGAUGCCCGUGACUCGAUUGAAAUCUUAUAACCCAAGAAAAGAAACAAGGAAAACAAGUCUACAACCUUUCAACAUUACAAAUUCGCAUUAUCUGCAAUAACACUCGUUUAAUCGGAAAUGUCGAGCAGUGGAAAACCUCUCCCUUCAACAACGCUGCCCCGCCUGCCCAUUAUGACAUUCGGAGAGCCCUGGCCGGACUUGAAUGAUGGCUUAACAUACCGUGACCUCAUUCCACCUCCUCACGCUGGUUUGACAGUGAUCGAGUACUACUCCAAAAAGUACAAGAAUUCAGCUCCCGUUCAGGGUUGGUUGCAGAGAAUAAAGAACAAACAGAUUAAGGUUGAUGGUGCUGUUAUCACUGAUCCCAACACAAUCCUCAGAGCUGGCUCAGAACUCGUCUAUCACCGGCUUCCUUGGAAAGAGCCUCAUGCACCUUACCUCCUAGAGGUCCUGUUUGAAGACAAUGAUCUGAUUGCUCUUAAUAAACCCUCCGGUCUUCAAGUUCUUCCUGGAGGACUCUUCCAGCAGCGGACUGUAUUGUCACAACUUGAGUGGCGCGCAAACAAGGGAACUUCUUCAUGUAAACAACCACAUGCUGUACCUGUUCAUCGCCUUGGCAGGGGCACAUCAGGAGUAUUGCUUUGUGCAAAGACAAAGUUGGCAAAAUCUUGCCUUGCAGCAUACUUUGCUGAUGGGACAUCAGCUGUCGGGAAUGAAAGUUGCAACAAUGCACGAUUCAAUUCAACAAGGAAAAUUUCAAAAUUUUACCGUGCUUUAGUAAAUGGGAUAAUUGAUCAGGAUCAGGUUGUUAUAGACCAGCCAAUUGGAUUGGUUAAAUAUCCUGGUGUAGCCAAAGGGCUGUAUGUUGCUUCUGCUUCAGGGAAACUGGCUCUGAGCAAGGUUAGCAUUCUGGAAAGGAAUGUGAAGAAUAGUUCCACAUUGGUCCAGGUGGAAAUUCAAUCUGGAAGGCCGCACCAGAUACGUAUUCACCUUUCUUUCAUUGGGCACCCAUUGCUAGGUGAUCCUCUUUAUGUUGCUGGGGGCCAACCAAGUUGCUUUGAUCCUGAAUUCAUAGAUGAAAGCUUUGCUCAGGAUGGAGGAUAUCAGAGACCUGAGAAUCCAGUUCCAGGAGACUGCGGAUAUCAUCUGCAUGCACAUCAGUUGUUUCUUGCUCACCCCACUACACAUGAGCCGAUCAAGAUUGUCGCACCACUUCCCUCUAUUUUGCAGACAGAGGAAGAAGAGUGCAGAAGUCGACAUUGGAAAUGAGCCGAUGAACCUCUCUGUCUAAAGGCUGGUCUACUAUUAUUAUCACUCCGGAGAAUGAGUAGCUUGUCAUUCCAACUCUUGUUAUGGCUUGUCGGCGAAUUGGAUAAAGUUAAUAUAUACUGUAGUAAGUAUCUGCUGAUGAUGGUAUGCUAUCGGUUGCUUCAUUGAUGACGUCACCCUCUGCUGAAAUAGUCCCAGUCGGCAAACCUCCCAUUAAAUGCUGGUUUUCCUUUCUUUUUUGUAUUUGCUAAAUUCCUGAAUUUUCUGCUCCUGCUUCCCCAUUACAUACACCUUUAAAUUCUUUCAUGUAUACAUACC